Molecule: messenger RNA, 1755 nt
Organism: Rotaria sp. Silwood1
Lineage: Eukaryota; Metazoa; Rotifera; Eurotatoria; Philodinida; Philodinidae
Source: the annotation of a GenBank genome assembly
AUGUCAACUAACACCGAAACUAAAUUAAACAAUUCUGUUGAAAUCAAUCAUAAGAAAAAGAAAGAUAAAUUAAAACAGAAAAAACGAAAACUUGACAAUGGUCAUGAAUUAACUACAAUCGAUAAAAAGAAGGCUAAAAAACGAAAAUUAGAAACACAAGAAGAAGAAAUAAUUAACGAUGAAGAUCUUCCAUCAACAGCAAUUGAUGAAUAUAACGAUAAUAAUACAGAAGAAACGAAAAUCGAAAUCACUGAUUCUAUAACUCCAUCAGGUGGUCAUCUUACUUCGGUUAGUUUUGAAUCAUUAAGUGAAAGAGGUGUUUCGGAUUUAACUUUAAAAGCAAUUAAUGAAAUGAAAUUAACAACAAUGACUGAAAUUCAAGCGAAAUCUAUUGGACCAUUACUCGAAGGACGUGAUUUACUUGCUUCGGCUAAGACGGGUUCGGGUAAAACAUUAGCUUUUCUUAUUCCCGUUGUUGAAUUGAUGUAUAAAUUACGUUUUAUGCCUCGUAAUGGUACUGGUGCAUUAAUAAUUUCACCAACACGUGAAUUAGCAAUGCAAACUUAUUCUGUAUUAAAAGAACUAUUAGCUUAUCAUCAUCAUACAUAUGGUUUAAUUAUGGGUGGAACAGGACGACAAGAUGAAGUUAAAAAACUUGUUAAAGGCGUAAAUAUUUUAGUUGCAACACCAGGUCGUUUACUGGAUCAUCUUCAAAAUACUAAAGAUUUUUUGUAUAAAAACUUACAAUGUUUAAUUAUUGAUGAAGCUGAUAGAAUUUUAGAUAUUGGUUUUGAAGAAGAAAUGAAACAAAUUAUUCAAUUAUUACCAAAACGUCGUCAAACAAUGUUAUUUUCUGCAACUCAAACACGACGUACUGAAGAUUUAGCAAAAAUUUCUCUUAAAAAAGAACCAUUAUAUGUUGGAGUUGAUGAUACAAGUGAUCAAGCAACUGUUGAAGGACUUGAACAAGGUUAUGUUGUUGUUCCACAAGAUAAACGUUUUCUUUUAUUAUUUACAUUUUUAAAAAAAAAUCAAAAGAAAAAAAUGAUGGUCUUUUUUUCAUCAUGUAUGGCCGUUAAAUAUUAUAAUGAAUUACUUAAUUAUAUUGAUAUACCUGUAUUAAGUAUUCAUGGAAAACAAAAACAAGCUAAACGAACACAUACAUUUUUUGAAUUUUGUAAUGCUGAAACUGGAAUUUUAUUAUGUACGGAUGUAGCAGCACGAGGUUUGGAUAUUCCAGCUGUUGAUUGGAUUAUACAAUUUGAUCCUCCAGAUGAUCCAAAAGAAUAUAUUCAUCGUGUUGGUCGAACAGCACGUGCUGGUGCUCAUGGUCAUGCAUUACUUAUUUUAACACCACAAGAACUUGGUUUUCUUCUUUAUCUCAAACAAGCACGAGUCACAUUAAGCGAAUUUGAAUUUUCAUGGAAUAAAAUUGCUGAUAUUCAACCUCAAUUAGAAAAAUUAAUUGAAAAAAAUUAUUUUCUUCAUUUAAGUGCAAAAGAAGCAUAUAAAGCAUAUGUUAGAGCUUAUGCAAGUCAUAGUAUGAAAAAUGUUUACAAUGUUGAACAAUUGGAUUUGGUUAAAGUUGCUUAUAGUUUUGGUUUUCGUGUUCCACCUGUUGUUGAUAUUGGAGUUUAUCAAAGCAAAAAAGGAUUGAAAUCGAAAAAUGGAUUUACACGACCAAAACAAGAACGAAAAAUUAAGAUCUUUAAAAAUUUAAGCAAUGAAAAAGCAAAAAAGAAAUUUACACGAUAA